Molecule: messenger RNA, 528 nt
Organism: Arabidopsis lyrata subsp. lyrata
Lineage: Eukaryota; Viridiplantae; Streptophyta; Magnoliopsida; Brassicales; Brassicaceae
Source: RefSeq, a predicted model, not a curated record
GGUUCACACGUGUGAGGUGGUGAAUUCGAGAAUGUGAGAGACACGUUGGAAGUUGGGUCCAUACACGUGGCGUGAUUAACGUGAAGACAAGUUUCUUUUCUAAAUCUGUGAAGACAUACAUACUCUCGAAGACCCCCGAGGAUGAGCAAGAAGAAGAAGAAGAAGCGGUUGUUGUCGUGGGACACUGCAGUUAAACGACAUCGUUUCGUAACUAAGAAAGGCGUGGAUGCCACGCGCGAUUUGUUGUUUGGUUGUUGUGACACGUGGCGAAGAUGUGCUGUCACGUUUGGUGAUGGCGCGUGAGUAGGUUUAACGGUAAAGUAGCGACCAUUUCUUGAACUGGGGCCAAGUAGGUCCUCCAAUGACAAAUUAUUGACUACUUUAUACUGGAGAUGGUAAAAUAAUUGUCGACCAAUUUUAAACUUGGUUUCGAUAAAUCUAGAGAUGCAUGUAAAUAAAGAGAAGAGAAUGCAACUCUAGUCUAUCUAGUACGUCUAUGUUUCAACGUUUUUGUUUGUUUAACCAAGA